This is a messenger RNA of Hydractinia symbiolongicarpus, 2439 nucleotides long. RefSeq lists its product as uncharacterized. The record is from RefSeq and is a predicted model, not a curated record. NCBI's taxonomy places the organism in Eukaryota, Metazoa, Cnidaria, Hydrozoa, Anthoathecata, Hydractiniidae. The transcript is spliced from 10 exons. Bases 16 to 1596 code for a protein of 526 amino acids.
GUUUCGCACGGAGUGAUGAAUAAGAAGUUGACUAAUCGAGAAAAAAUACAAGGCGGGGAAAAGAAUGAUCAUUCAUGUUUACAAGCCAUCGUUGAUGUUUGUUGCCUGAUCAUUUUAGUCAAAAACAUGUUGUUAAACAGAUUAAUUAGAGCUUUUCUUGGAUUUUUCCUGCUGAAAUGUGCAAGUGGAACUUAUUUAUUUCGAUUAUUUGAAAUCUUUGAACUUUUUCCAAAUGAUUUAACUGAAAAAAACGUUGUGAAAGCACUUGGCCCAAAUAACACGGUUGGUGUGCAGUUUAAUGGCAACACAGAUACUCUUAAGUAUAAAGGAGAUAUAUUUGCAUAUAUGGCUCACAUGGUAACCACGUCAAAAGACUUUACCUUUACAACAACAUUUAAGAAAACACAAAAAACACAAAAUGAGAAGCAGGAUUUGGUAUUUGUGUCUAUGGUAUCAGAAGAUUAUAAACUGACAUAUUUUAACAUCGGCUUACAUUUUGCCCGUCAGCAAGUAGGAGUUGAAGAUCAAAAUAAAUAUGUCCACAAGACAACAUUUUAUAUCAGCCAAUAUGAUAAGCGAUAUAGACAAACACAAAGAACAACCCUUGAAUUGAAAAGUGAUGCCAUACCUGCUAAUAAAUGGAUAAAGAUUCAAGUUCGAUUUCUGGGUAGCAAAUUUUAUGUCCGUCUGAACUGUGAAGAGGUUGGAAAUGGUGAUCUGUACACUGGUCAAACUGGAGUAUUUCCAUACAAAGGAUAUCUUCUGCUAGCUCAUGAUUAUACCAAAACCGUAUUUGGUAUUGAGCCAGACAAUUAUUUCAUUGGUGCUAUGGUCAAUCCACAAUUUAUUAAUGGAAAUACUGCAUUUGAAUUCUUCAGUCCAUGUGAAGCAGACUUUACUGUUCAGGAAAUUCCGUCUGAACCACUUCCUUCAGAGUAUAAGCCUGACAAGUUUGAUAAAUUUUUAGAGAUGACCUCUAAUACUGCUACCGUUCAAAUUCAAUGUUUUGAUUCACGUGUAGCGAAUGGAACUAUCUACUCUGGCGCAACAAAGAGGGACAAAGAUGAUGUAUGCUACACCCACACCUGUGAAAAUGGUAAGGUGUCAAGUACAUACAUUUGCUCAAAAUGUGAAGAUGAUGACAAAAAGAAGUACGAGCAUGGAGACAUCUGGUUCAACGUAUGUAAAAAUAAUACGUGCAAUGGCGCUGAUUCGAAAUUUGGUCUCAUUACAACUACAACAAUAAAAUGCAAAGAACCACUUUCGUGCAAAUUUGGUAUAAUGCGCAAAGACAACAAGACGUGUUGUGACAAAUGCUUAUCGGAAAGCUGUCGAGCGGACAAAGAAUACUACAUAGGCUGUGAUAGAAAAUGCACGGACGGAAGUUCCUUUGUCUGUCCUAGCAAAAAGGAAGGUUGUUGGUGCCCUGAGGGAAGCGCGUUAGAUGAUGAUGGGAAAUGUAUACCAGUGUCAAAAUGCACUUGUAAAGUUGGUGACAAGACUUACUUGCCUGGCCAAAGUGUCAUUCGUAGCAUAUGUGAAACAUGCUCAUGCUAUGCUGGUUCUCUGUUAUGUUACGCCGUAUGUUUUGUUUAACGCUUACCGGUGGAAUUCUGGUUUCUUUUGGUGAAAGGUAGAAGAUAUUUGAAAAAGGGUUUAUAACACUAAAGUAGAUAAUUUGUCAGACUUUUUUAUUAUAAUUUAUUUUUAAAUGUUUUUGUUAUAUUUUGUGUCUGGUGUCUGGUUAUUUUAUACUUUGUCAUCUUCCUUUGUAUAAAAGGGUUACCGUAAAUGACGAAGGCGCUUAUUUAAAAAAUUUAUGUUAAGGAGGGGAGGGGGAGGGCGCUUAUUCGGUAAGGGCGCUUAUUUAAGCUGGGGCGCUUAUUAACUGUACUAAAAUAAAAAUUAUUUCUUUCUUCUCACUUCUAGCGGCACUAAAAUUAAUCUAUCUCAAUGUUUUCGUCUUCGUCUUCCUGUUCCGACUCGAAGGAAAGACUCGUUAAAACACCAUUGUUAAGAUGAAACUUUACUUUUGUUUAGUAAAAUACAUUUAAACAAAACCUAUUGUCGUUUUUUAUGCCUUGUUCCAAAUAAGCACCCCCUUCUGAUAUUCAUGUGAUAAAAUAAGCGCCAACUCUGGCUAUAGAUGGGCGGUUAUUCAAGCAGGAGCGCUUAUUAAAAAAAUGACUCUUAGACGGGCGCUUAUUCCGGCAGGGGCGCUUGUUUCGUCAUUUACGGUAAUCAUUUUCACCAACGAACUCGUUUUAGCCUUGGACACUAAAAUCAAAAAAUCACCGUGUUUGCGUAAUCCCUAUAAAUUAUUAUAAAUUAACCAGUUGAUUAACAUAAAAAUUUUAUAAUUAUUUCUAAAUGUAUUUUUUUGUUAAGAUCAUUAUUUUUAGUGGAAAAUAUAUGUUAGAAAAUAUCUUAGUGUGAAAA